Molecule: messenger RNA, 1242 nt
Organism: Ylistrum balloti
Lineage: Eukaryota; Metazoa; Mollusca; Bivalvia; Pectinida; Pectinidae
Exons: 1
Coding region: 1-1242 (413 amino acids)
Source: RefSeq, a predicted model, not a curated record
AUGGAAAUCAUGACGCCUCUGGACUCAGGAGGAGGUGAUUUGUCUCAACAGUUUGAUAUUUCGCCAGAUGGUUUUUCCUAUAUACAAGGCGAGGAUACCAAAAACAUUAAAAUAAAACAAUAUCUAUGUGUGAGAGAUUCCUUACCAAAGACAGCUCUUUCUCAUGUGAUUCUAAACGAAAACAUGAGCCAAGAUCGGCAACUGGAGCGAACCAUGAGUGAUUUGACUCUCCGACAGCUUAAACAAUCUAAUGCAAACGAUCUCACACAAAGAACUUUCGUUGCUAUGCAAGACCGGAAGCAAAAGAAAUGGAAACGAGAUGACGAAACACGCCUAUCAAAUAUGAAUUUUCCAGUUUUUUCUGUUCCGGAAGAGAAACGUCCCAAGGAUAUGGAUGUAGUAUAUCGACUUCCGGAUUAUCGGGUCAAAACCAGCAGAGGACCACGACUAAAAUCUGCUUCAGCCGUUAUCGGAAAUGGAGCUACGUCAGGAACCGGAAACGGAAAUAAUAUAACAACUUCUACGCCGAGACAGGUGAAAAUGCCUUUCGGAAUUAGCAAAGAAAAAACAGAAAUCAUAACACAUAACGAUAAAACAUUUAUGAACAAAUUACCAGAAGUGGAAGUUAUAGAUCCAGAUGCACUCAAACAUUACGACACAUAUCGUGGCAAGACUAUGUUAGAAUCAGGUGGACCGUCUAGAGAUAUGCGUUUCAAACGUUUGGAAAACCUUCUCAAUCCAGCAUUUUUGAAACAAACGGACCAAUAUAACGAACAAAAUGUGAAGUCUAAAAGCCGUCUUUCUAAAUACUCUGGCUCUAGCUUGGAGGAUAAGGAAAAGACUGAUGACGAAAGACAUCAAAAUGACCAACUUUUUGCAGAAAAUAGUUUUGUGGCGCCCUCUAUCGCACCUUCUGUUGACGCAUCCGUGGUACCGUCCUUGUCGGUAGAUUUUGCUCAAACCGUGUGUCUUUCAGCUCCUCCAUCAGUAGCACCAGUGCCACCAAGUAGAGGAAACGAACAUGCUUGGAUGAUUACUAGAUUGAAUACAACAUCCGAUUUCAAUGCCAAACCUGCUUCGUCGCGUAGUAGGCUUGCUCAAGAUCAGAAAAUGGAAAACGCAAAGAAGCGCGUGAAAAGGAGUGUGGAAAUUUUGGAAUCAUUUCGAAAUGGCGAUGUUAACAAACUCGCAAAAAGUCUUGCGCGGGAAAAGAAACUUAGGGAACAGAAAUCCCACCACUGA